Messenger RNA from Ochlerotatus camptorhynchus, 1573 nucleotides. RefSeq names its product Pseudouridine synthase 1 (gene Pus1). Gene Ontology annotation, biological process: tRNA pseudouridine synthesis; mRNA pseudouridine synthesis. Gene Ontology annotation, cellular component: nucleus. The transcript has a single exon. Lineage: Eukaryota; Metazoa; Arthropoda; Insecta; Diptera; Culicidae. The coding region runs from base 131 to 1489 and encodes 452 amino acids. Gene Ontology annotation, molecular function: RNA binding; pseudouridine synthase activity. The record is from RefSeq and is a predicted model, not a curated record.
UCGUGCAUGUUCGGUCGGGUUGAUCCGCUGUAAAAUUGGAAUAAAAAUCGGUUUCAUCUAGGUACGUGCAAAUUCCCAUUUCACAACCGAUAGCGAUAGUGCAGAACUCGUUGAAAGUAAAGUGAGGUAAAUGUUAACGUUUCUCCGCCGCGCCGUAGUUUCCGUAGAUUUAUCUCGCGGCAGUUGUGUGAUACCGAGGCUGCUUCACCGGUCCCCGUCGGUGGUUUCGUUUGCUCAGGCCGAAGAAUCAAAACCCGCCACUACGUUCCUUGUCCAAAUGGCCGAUGCUGUGGAGCAGAAUAUCACCGAUAAAAAAAAACGGCACGAAGAACGCUACCAACAGAAGCGUCAGCAGCAGGAAUCCAAAAGCCGCUACAAUGGAAUAGUGAAGAAACGCAGAUGGGAAGAUCCUCCGACGGAUCCGGAGGCAGUACGGAACUUUGAUCCCGCGACGCGUGUUAAAAAGCGAAAGUGCGUCAUUGUGAUGGGCUAUUCGGGAGUCAAUUAUUUUGGGAUGCAGCGGAACCCGGGAACAAAAACCAUCGAGGAGGAGCUACUGGUGGUCAUGCUGAAACACGGCUGGAUCAGCGAAGAAGCAUUCAACCAGCCGCAGCAGAUACAGUUUCAGCGAGCGGCUCGAACCGAUAAGGGAGUCUCGGCAGCAACACAGGUGGUUUCGAUAAAGUUGCCGGAAACUUUGGAUAUUGAUGCGCUGAAUAAGGAUUUACCGGAACAGAUCAAGGUGUUUGCUGUGAAGCGAGUGACCAAAGGGUUCAAUUCGAAGUCGAAUUGUGACGCACGAACGUACACUUACACGCUGCCGACGAUAUCAUUUGCUUUGAACGAGGAGAAGGUGGACAUCCAAAGCUAUAGAGCUCCGGAAGAGCGACUGAAAGUGGUGAGUGAGACGUUGAAGCUGUUUGAGGGAACGAAAAACUUCCAUAACUUUACGAGUCGUAAAGAAUUUAUCGAUCCAUCGUCUAAGCGUUUUAUAAUGUCUUUCGAGUGUGAGAAGCCUUUCAUCCCGGAAGGGACAACGGUUGAAUUCGCAACGAUUAAGAUCAAAGGUCAGAGUUUUAUGUUGCACCAGAUUCGUAAAAUGGUUGGCCUGACGUUGGCCGUUGUGCGUGGAUUGACGCCGUCGGAAACGAUCGUGAAAGCUUUCGAUGUGGUACGGUACGGUAUUCCGACAGCACCCGGGUUGGGCUUGGUGCUAAACCGAAUCCACUACGAAAAGUACAAUGUACGUUACGGUGAGGAUGGGUGCCACGAAGCGUUGGACUUCCAGAAGGAGGAGGAGCAGAUUCAGGAGUUUUUUCGGAAGCACAUUGCUGCCACUAUUGUGGAGACUGAGCUGAAGACCCAUUCGAUGUUUGAAUGGCUGGAGACGCUACCGUUGCACAGCUUCGACCCUAGGGAUGAGAACGAAUGCAAGGAUGGGAAAGGUAAACAAAAAAGUAGCGAUGAAAACGAUGAUGAUGAUGAGUAGGGUGAUUUUAUUUGAACUUGUUUGAAAAGUAGUUGGAGAAGUAAUAUAUAUUUUGCAGGAGUUGUGCUGCAUUUAUAUGAACAA